This is a messenger RNA of Tachysurus vachellii, 1089 nucleotides long. RefSeq names its product proteinase-activated receptor 3 (gene hcar2). The coding region runs from base 144 to 1073 and encodes 309 amino acids. Gene Ontology annotation, biological process: phospholipase C-activating G protein-coupled receptor signaling pathway; positive regulation of Rho protein signal transduction. The record is from RefSeq and is a predicted model, not a curated record. NCBI's taxonomy places the organism in Eukaryota, Metazoa, Chordata, Actinopteri, Siluriformes, Bagridae. The transcript has 2 exons. Gene Ontology annotation, cellular component: membrane. Gene Ontology annotation, molecular function: G protein-coupled receptor activity.
CUUCUAGACUGUCAGCUUCUGAUGUACGGCGGAUUCAUCUGGACGUGAGUGGAAUUCGGUGAGGAAAGGAAUCGUUUCGCUAACGCAGUUUUCUUGUUUCAGUUUUUUAGUUUCUUGCUCAGAUCAGCACCAGUUUGUGAGUGAUGGAGAUGCGUGACAACACUAAUAACUCCAUGUUCCUUACUGGAAAUGUGUCCGUGCCUGCAAAGACAGUGUACGAGACGUGCAGCCACAUGCCCGAGAUCAUCCUCUUCUACUUGGGCAUGCAGAUUAUUAAUAUGUUCAUGGGCAUCCCGACUAACCUCAUGGUCCUGUGGAUGAUCCGCCGCAACCGGAGCGACUCGUCCACGUCGGACAUCUUCAUCUGGCAUCUGGCUAUGCUGGACACGUUCUUCUGCCUCAUUCCACCGCUGGAACUGGCCAACCUGCUGUACCUGACCACCAGCAGCACCUGGUACGUGCUGCGCUUCUUCUACGGCAUCAAGGAUUCGUCACCGCUUUUCCUGGCAUGCAUCUGCAUGGAUCGCUACAUGGCCGUGCGCCAUCCCAUCGUCUUCUCGAACCUGAAAGACCGAAGCCAUCGCCCCGUGUGCGCCGGCGUCGUGUGGUUCAUCACGCUGGUGUAUGCAGUGCUGAAGUGCCUGGGCAACAUCCCCAAUUUCAAUAAAGUGUUCACAGUCAUGAUCCUGGCCACCUUUGUGUUCAUGCUUUUCUGCAACAUCUCCAUCCUGUUGGCACUGGGCCAAUCCGGUCCGGGCAGAGACGACAUGCAUCCGGUCAAAAAAAGAGCCUUUAAGAUGGUGCUCAUAAUUUUAGCCAUCAUAGUUUUUAACUACUUCCCUCCUGUAGCUCUCUUCCCAUUUCAGUCCUAUUUCUCUCCUGAUGUGUUUACUUGUUAUAUCCAUUACAUAGCUUUCGGGUUCAUGGACAUCAGCAGCAGCAUUCAGCCCGUCCUCUACCUGUCCAAUAAGAAACCGCAAUGUCCAUCAUGGUGCUGUGGGUGCUGCAGCACUAAAGAUACCGAGACUGGAAAAACAACCGAGUCGUCCACGGUAUGCACUACGGUCGGAUAGACGGUCCUUGUGUGUG